Aaosphaeria arxii CBS 175.79 is the source of this 1785-nucleotide messenger RNA. RefSeq lists its product as uncharacterized. The record is from RefSeq and is a predicted model, not a curated record. Bases 1 to 1527 code for a protein of 508 amino acids. The transcript has 5 exons. NCBI's taxonomy places the organism in Eukaryota, Fungi, Ascomycota, Dothideomycetes, Pleosporales.
AUGUCUAGGCUCUAUCAACCAAUCGUGUGGUUGCCUUGGGGUUGCGCACAGUCACUUUGUUGUGAUCAAAAUUCUGGCCUUUGCCUCCCGCAACGCGCUCUCGCCUCCCUCCACCCAACACCACCACCCCCAUUCAUCAACUCGAUCCAGCUUUGGAAAGCUCUCUGUGGGUUGCGUCUCUUUCAGUUUGCGCGGCUGUCGUUCACUUCUCACGCUGCAGCCAGCGCCUCUACGCCGCGUGCGCCCAUCACUCAGAAGUGCGAAGAGAAACACACUUUAGAAACCAGGAUGGAAUUGAACGCCAUUUCAGAGCUUCUUCGGAGAAUCGCUUCUGAUAGCGACAUGUUAGAUUUCUACAAGGAGGAAUUUGAUUCUGAUCUCGAAGAUCUUUCUCAUUAUAAUGGCAUAUUCAAGGAGUUAGCUGCAAUCGCAGCUGACUCUGUCGUGGAGAAGCCUCCUGUAGAUUGGGCUGCUGAACGGGAAUACAGAUACUUGGCCAAAGCAUUGGAGUUGGUUGAGUAUCUAAUGGUUCAGUCAUCUUGCCCAUUUUCAGAAGCAGCAAAACUAUUCAAGAAUGCAUCUCGAGUGCGGCGGCAAUUCCAGCAGGGUUUCCUUGUUAAAUAUCUCAGCGGUCUACCGAAAAACAGCACAAAGCCAGUCAGCUUAUUCGUCGAGGAAGCGUUUCGGACCGGCCGCGAUAGCUUGUUCUUCACUACCGUUGCACUCAUCAAGUUCGGUCUAAUCGGUAUCAAUAAUAGUGACGAGCAGGUGGCAGUGUACCGUAAUGUUCUCAAGGCGUCGAUACUUCCCUCCGCAGCAGAGGAAAGGCGAAAGAAGCAGCGCCAGCCAGAGGAUCACCAUCACGGACACUUCGACCUUACUGAAUACCUGGCGCGAGGCUGGAGAACACCAGUUGUCGAAACAUACGCUGUCCUCUUCAUACGUGAAGACGGAGGCCUCUUCGAAUCCGUCAGCGCACUCCAGGCCUGUGUUUGGGGUGGGAAGAUCGAAUCCUUUACUCUACCCGGGCCGGCCAAGAAACACGCCCUCAUCAAGUUCUCGAGGAUUGAGGCCUGCCAGAAGUAUCUCAACGAUGCCCAAGAUGGGGUAUACAUAAACGGUGUCAAGAUCGGACGUGCUGUACCCUACUACCCAUAUCAACUAGAGCACGGCGAUAUGCCUCCCAAUCUGGGAGGCUUUGCUUCUCGCUGCGUUCGUGCUUUGGAAGUCGAUAAAUCAGUAUCACGGGAAGCAAUUUCAACAGCUAUUAGAGAUGCUAGGAAAGAGGAGAGUAGGUUUGAUAAAUUCGCCUAUGGGGCAGAUGCUGGUCGUCGCUAUUAUGAAUUUCGGUUCUCUUCAAUCCAAUACGCCUCAGAUUUCAUGGACGAGCUCAGGCAGAACAAGGAUUGGGCACGCUGUAAACUCGAGUUGGGCAUUGAUCCAUGUGAGAAAGCAUACGGUGUCCACCUCAACGAUGAUAGACCCAAGCCCAAGGAGCCCUGGGAGGACCUGACCGACGGCUUUUAGCAUAAUAUGGCUUUGGACUUGGAAAGGAGCAGCUGGUGUUAGUUUACGUGUUUAUAGCUAUCACACCAUGCUAUCACAUGGUGAGUGUAGGAACAGUGCUUAUGGCGUUGAGGCGAUCACACAGUGCUUUCACGCCAGGAAUAUGGGAACAGGGCUUUAGGCGUUGAAGGCGAUUACACAGUGCUUUCCUCUACACAAACGCAAGGAAGAUGGAACAACCUGGGGCGCCCCAGGACAUUGGGAGAGCCUCAAUAUUCA